AUGAUCAGCGCCCCUCAAACUAGAGAAGUGGCUGGCUCCAGUGCUAGAACCAUCUUCUUAAAAGAUAGAAGAGACUUGGAGUAUCAAUCGCAGCGCAGGCUUCUCUCGGGCCUGGACCUCUCAAUUAAAGUUAGUGAUGCAGUCGACAAGGCUAACAAGGUUAACAAUUACUCGCACAAGAGCAACAGGAGCGCUGGCAACGACGCUUGUCCGAAACCAAGCGACGAAGAAAUCUUAUUUCCACCUAUUCCACUGUAUUUUGGCCAAGAAUCUGCCAGUCAGUGCCUGGAGGCGUUGUCGCAAAUUAGAGACAUACUGUACACCAUAGUGAGUGAUCUCUCCCGGUCUACUACCGCACCCACUAGAUUGCGAUGCUUUUCUAGGCCACGGAUAGAAAAACUCAUAGAAUCCUUGUUUGGAAUAAUAAGCUCUGUCUCUCAAUCUAAGCAGACCCAAUCCUGCGAGGUUUAUAGGCAACAGACGGAGGCAGAUCUCAAUCUGCUCUACCUAGCAAUCAUCAACAUAUAUUAUCUCAUGGAGCUCGAGCUCUAUUUCGUUCGAGCGCCAGAUGUGGAUCUCUUCCUUCUAGUCCUCAAUCAGGUGGUCCAGGUGGAGGACAAGUACAAGGCACUCAAUGUACUAGUGUACGAAACCAUCAUUCAAUUGAUUGCCAACAGCAUCUCGACUAAAGAUAUCUCUCACAAGCUUGUCCAGCAAAUUUUGAAUGGAUUUUGCCCAAUUAUUUUUGAAAUGUGCAAAAAUAUUCCCACCGGAUCGAUACCAGCGACAUUUAUUUAUAGAACAAAUUCCUUUUGGUUUCUAUCUAAUGCAGCAUUGGUCUACACCAAGAAGGACACAGAGCUAGACAAUCCAACCUACCAGACCUGUUUGCAACUUCUUCCCCUGGUGGUCGAGAUACUGUUAUAUCUAUUUAACAUUUCCACCCCCCUCUGGUUUGACGAAGUUCAGAUUCGUGGGUUAGUAGAGGGUACACACGAAUCGUGGAUCGAUCACAAGAAUGCGCUGAAGGGCCUGGAGCCCAAUCUCGAGCUCUUCUAUUUAAACAAGCAACUCAUCUACCUGGCCUGGGCCAUGACUUUUUUUUGCGACGCAGAGAAUGUCAGGGCGCGGGAGUAUAUCUGUCGAAAUGUGUACGCCCACACCCACAUCAUGGACGUUCUUCUCAAUGCAAUCUACGACCUUCCGAUAACGUAUGCUGCCGGUGUAGUGCAUAUUCUUAUCAAGAGCCUCGGGAGCAUCCUGAAUGCACUCUCCAACGAGGAUUUGGAUGUCAUUUUGUCUAGGAACUUAUUGCAUGCGUUCCUCAACGUUGUUACCACCCUCCUGGACGGAGACAUGGAGGCGUCUAAUUCAUCUGCAAUGCAUGUGGUAGCAGGGAUUUUCUGGAUUUGCAGCAAUCUAGCCACAACGCAUGCACACGUCUUCAUUUGUUCAGAUCUGGUUUCCUACUUUAUUCUUGGGCUCCAGUCAUCCAUCCUGCUGUUCUGCAGAAACUCCUUUCUGGCCAUUCACAACAUUCUCUACCAUCUAAGUCUACAAGACCAGUCCGAAUUUCUUGACCGUCAUGAAGACAACCUUUGGAAUGCUUGCGCAUCUGUUGUCAAGCGAUCUAUGAACAUGAAAUGGAGUCAUCGCAAUUAUAUUUUGCCCCAUUGUAUAUUUAUUUUUGCCACCAUUUUGGCCUACGACCCCAGCAUCUAUGUCGAGAAAUUUGAGCUUGUUACGGAGGACUUGGCCGAGCUACAGUGCCGCGAUCUCCUGGACGACGCCACAAGCAACGAAGUCUCACGCCUUCUCCUUGCCUACAAGUGA
Giardia duodenalis is the source of this 1833-nucleotide messenger RNA. RefSeq lists its product as uncharacterized. The record is from RefSeq and is a predicted model, not a curated record. Bases 1 to 1833 code for a protein of 610 amino acids. The transcript has a single exon. Lineage: Eukaryota; Fornicata; Diplomonadida; Hexamitidae.